Messenger RNA from Adineta steineri, 543 nucleotides. Lineage: Eukaryota; Metazoa; Rotifera; Eurotatoria; Adinetida; Adinetidae. The record is from the annotation of a GenBank genome assembly.
AUGGCUCAUAACAUUUAUACUAUUGGACAUUCAUCUCAUGAUUUAAUAACAUUUUUUUCAAUUUUAAAACGUUAUAAUAUCGAAGAAAUUAUUGAUAUUCGUCGUUCACCUCGAUCAAAUCAUAAUCCAAAUUUUAAUAUUGAUCAAUUAAAAGAAAAAUGUUUAUUAAAAUAUUCAUUUCAAGGUGAUAUUUUAGGUGGUCGUCGUCGACGACGUAAAUCUCUUGAUAAUCUUAAUAAUGGUUUAAUUGAUUCCGAUUCACAUGCAUAUGCUGAUCAUAUGCAAAGAAAUGAAUUUAAAAAAUGUGUGAAUGAUUUAGUUUUAUCUUCUCAAUCAUCAUCAUCGGUCGUUUUAAUGUGUUCAGAAAAUAAUCCUGAACAAUGUCAUCGUCUAUUACUUGCUGAUUAUUUAUGUCAUGUUCAUCAUAUUCAUGUUAUUCACAUACUUUUCAAUGGUGAAACAUGCGAACAUCAACUAAAUCCACUAGCGAGAUUAGAUGAAAAGAAUAACACAUGUAUUUAUCCAAGCAUUUCGUUAAUAUGA